Molecule: messenger RNA, 357 nt
Organism: Acanthoscelides obtectus
Lineage: Eukaryota; Metazoa; Arthropoda; Insecta; Coleoptera; Chrysomelidae
Source: the annotation of a GenBank genome assembly
GAGAAAUCACAUCGACUGUGGCUCACAUUCAGUUGUUUGUACUACUUCGCAUAACUACGAUCUAGUCGUCUGGUAGUCUUGUCGUAAAUUCACUUUCCCACGCAAAAGCGAGUAGCUUGAUUUGCCUGGUAGCAGAAAAAAAUGUUUUUCCUCACAUCAGUGACGGCUGACGAGAGAAAUCAAGUAUUCGGUGAUCUGCCAAAACGGAUGAUUCUUCAGCAGGACACAGCCAUCUGUCGAAAUCAGUUGUACGCUAACGCGUUUCUUGCCAGACAAGGUAAGCAACUGUUUACUGGACUAUGAAUACUUAGGAUCUGCUCCAAUUAGUUUUAUACAUGCAAUUACUUUACUGGUAAG